Linum trigynum is the source of this 417-nucleotide messenger RNA. NCBI's taxonomy places the organism in Eukaryota, Viridiplantae, Streptophyta, Magnoliopsida, Malpighiales, Linaceae. The record is from the annotation of a GenBank genome assembly.
AUGGCAACCCACUACCACGAAGGGAUUUUUCAUAGCAACACGAGGAGAAGAAAGCGACGGGAUUUUUCGAUCGAAUUAUACCUUGCGACCAGGAUGAUGUCAGCCGGCAACAGUGGCGGGAUUGAAGAAGAAGAGGAAAGCAAACAGAUUCUCAGUAGUUUAAAAAGGCUAACGCCAUCAAAACCCAGCUUUAGGCAGGGGAUGAUUACAGAGCACAAUGUAAACGUUGGAAGAAGGCAUUUCACACCCACUGGAGAAAACCCAGAUGAGGAAGGUACAAAUCUUGAACUCGAUGCUGAAAUUACUCCAUUGAAUGAGAAGAAGAGACCUGCCGAAAAUAGAGUAGUUGAUCUUGAACGAGUUAGAGGUUAUGUUUGUGUGAAGUCGUUCAUUACUGUGAUGCAAUGGAAGGUUUGA